Anopheles stephensi (Asian malaria mosquito) is the source of this 4468-nucleotide messenger RNA. RefSeq lists its product as uncharacterized. The record is from RefSeq and is a predicted model, not a curated record. Gene Ontology annotation, cellular component: plasma membrane; postsynaptic membrane. The transcript is spliced from 4 exons. Gene Ontology annotation, molecular function: glutamate-gated receptor activity; transmitter-gated monoatomic ion channel activity involved in regulation of postsynaptic membrane potential. Bases 1167 to 3950 code for a protein of 927 amino acids. NCBI's taxonomy places the organism in Eukaryota, Metazoa, Arthropoda, Insecta, Diptera, Culicidae. Gene Ontology annotation, biological process: monoatomic ion transport; modulation of chemical synaptic transmission; synaptic transmission, glutamatergic.
CCAUUUAAGAGGAGUACAUGGACUAAUCUAAGUAGUCGUCGAAAAAAUGUUGGUGAAUGUCAAACUCAAGAUGACGUGUAAACAACUAGCGAUCAACAUAGUUAACUUCUGGAAGUGAAUUAUGAAGUGGACCAAAAUGGAAGUUCCCUGUUCCAAACAUGAAUUCUAACCAACCAGAAUUGGAGAUAUCUUUAACGUACAUCGAUCCGUACGAAGGACACUCAACAGUUGAACUACAACGAAUCCAUCACAAGCUGAAAAACAGCAUAACAAAUCAAUUGCUCAGCAAUGAACACAAGCUUGCCCACAUCGAUGACCGACGGAAGGAUCAAACUGGAGCAAGGAAGAAGCAACGGUUAAGGUUCGGCAGCUUUGAACCACUUUUUAGAAUAGAAAAGUUCACUAAUUUUGCGCUUCUUAUUUUAGCCUUCGAAAUAUAUUCUACACCAAUUUUCGCGUGGUGGCACUGACUGGUGGAGUUACUGCACUAGUUGUUCUCUUAUUUUUCGCGCCAUAUCUAAACUGCACUUGUCCACCGCCACGAGCUUGCUAUGGGUCCUCCUCCUCCUUCUACAACCGAUGUUGGCGUUACCUGCUAGCUCUGGCAGGAUACGAGGAACAAUUCCGCUAUUAACAUCUUUACACCCUCGUAAGCAGAAUGUGCAACACAAUUCCUCGGACCGAAACUAGCGUUCUGGCGCUGACUCUUAAAAUUCUUGUGAAGUAGUGAUUGGAAUUCGAAUUAAUUAUGAACAAUCGGCCCGAACACGAAUGCGUCACACGGAGGAGAGCAACCGUACCAUCAUAAUAUUUUAGCGGUAGAGGUAUGUGCGGUGCUGCACGAUGGACGAGGAUAAUAAAUGGUAAUUUUCAUAAAAUGAUAACCAAUUCCCAUUCGACUACGUGUGGGUUUCAAUUACCCACGAUGCAUGGUCGGUACAGAAAUGAGGAGCAAAACGGUGGAAAAAAGCUAAUAAUUUGCUUUCAAGGAUAAACUUUCUUCCCUAACCGCUCCUGCUCUGAUAGACCGCUUUUACCCAUCGAAUAUCUAAUAUUCUAUCGAAUUUCAAUCGAACCGUUCAUUCUUUUACCAACUCUUCAGGACAGUAGAUCAGUUUCAUGUUAGAGAGAACGAUUGUACAUAGAAUUCCAUACUGAGGGCCAAUAUGUUUGUGGUAUGUCUUAUCGUGUUUGGGAUGGCGUUCCGGCCAACAGCUUCAACCAAUAUGACACAUCAGGCGCAGGAAAGCAUCACGAUCGGGAUAGUGAUAGUCCACGAAAAGGAACAACCGGACAUUCCUACGAUGGUUGCUGAUGCACUGAAGAAAGUGUCUGCCAAAUACAAUGGAGUUGAGCUCAAGGAUUACUACAUCGUAUACGAUCGGGAACGUCUACAGUUUGGUGAUGAUGAACAGUUUUGUGAUGCUCUUUCUCAGGGAAUUUCAAUGCUGCUGGAUGUGACGUGGAUAGACUCGAGGUAUAUAUCUAGUGCGGCGGAAACAUUCGGCAUUCCCUACUUCCACGUCGAUCUAUCCAUCCAAACGUAUGUGAAGCUUAUGGAAAGCUUUUUACUGGCACGUGCUGGCAACGACGUAGUCUACAUUCUGCCCACCCCGGAAGAUGUUGAUGCAACGAUUUAUCUGCUCAUAGUGGACUCCUACCUUCGAGCUAUCGUGUUCGGAGAACUUGACGAUGAUACGGUGACCCGAAUUAAGGAUCUUCGACCUUAUCCCUCGUUUUACGCCAUAGUGGCGGGAACGAUGCAAAUGAACGCCAUACUGCACCAAGCCAUCGACGGGGGACUGGUGCGUAAGCCGGAAAAGUGGAAUUUGCUGUUCACCGAUUUGCAGACCGAUAAAUACGCGCAUGAGGACACUUUUCCCGAGAUGCAUCGCUUACUGCUGGACCGAAGCGCUUGCUGCAUUCUCAUGCAACAAUCUGCUCCUUGUGUCUGCCCCGAGUCGUUCGAUCCAAUGCACGUACAUCUAGCGAAUGUACUGGACGCAAUUGUCGGAUGGUCGAUCGACACUGUUCCAACGCAUUUGGUGCGCGCGCUCAACUGUACGCCGGAAUUAGAUCAAGAGGAAGUGGCACGUAUCAGUACAGCCCGCGGAGACCUGCUGAGCCAGAUGGCUUUGAUGACGCACUUUUGGAUUGCUGAAGACUACAGCCUGAUACGCCCGAACGUUAAUCUCUCGGUUAUCAGCUCAGCCAAAACGAAUCAGAUCAUUGGAAGUGUAGCGCAAGGCCAGUCGGUGGUGCUGGCGGGAAAUGAAACAUUUCAACCCAGCAAACGGUUUUUCCGCGUAGGAACAACGGAAUCCGUCCCUUGGGCGUAUCGCAAGCGUGAUGCGGGUGGCAAAGUUCUGCGCAACCCGAUCAACGGCGAACCAGUAUGGGAAGGGUACUGUAUCGAUUUCCUGCAUCAGCUGUCGAUCGUUAUGAACUUUGACUACGAUCUCGUUUCCCCACGGAACGGGACCUUCGGGCUGCGCGAUCCGGACGGCCGGUGGGAUGGGCUGGUGGGUGAUUUGGUAACGGGCGAGAUUGACUUUGCCAUCGCUUCGCUCAAGAUGACUGCCGAGCGCGAGGAGGUGGUCGAUUUCGUCGCGCCGUACUUCGAGCAGACGGGCAUUCUCAUAGCCAUGCGCAAACCGGUUCGCGAAACGUCACUGUUCAAGUUUAUGACCGUGCUGCGGCUGGAGGUUUGGUUGAGCAUUUUGCUUGCGAUCGUGGCCACCGCCGUCAUGCUGUGGCUGCUGGAUAAGUUUUCCCCGUACAGUGCGAAAAACAACAAGGACGCUUAUCCUUACGAGUGCAGAAAUUUUACGCUCAAAGAAAGCUUCUGGUUUGCGCUGACCUCCUUCACCCCGCAGGGUGGCGGCGAAGCACCGAAAGCCCUGUCCGGCAGAACGCUGGUCGCUGCCUACUGGCUGUUUGUGGUUCUGAUGCUGGCCACCUUCACCGCAAAUCUGGCCGCCUUUCUCACGGUCGAACGUAUGCAGACGCCUGUCCAAUCGCUCGAGCAGCUAUCACGCCAAAGCCGUAUCAAGUACACGGUCGUAAAGGAUUCCGAUACGCACGACUACUUCCGUAACAUGAAAAACGCGGAAGACGUUCUGUACCAAAUGUGGCGCAACCUGACGCUGUCCAGUGGAAACGAUCAGGCACAGUAUCGCGUCUGGGACUACCCGAUUAAGGAGCAGUACAUCAACAUCCUUUCCGCGAUCGAAUCGGCCGAACCGGUCGCGACGGCGGCCGACGGAUUUCGGCGCGUCAACGAACAUCUCGACGCGGACUUUGCGUUCAUCCACGAUUCGGCCGAAAUCCGGUACGAAAUAUCGCGCAACUGCAACUUCACCGAGGUGGGCGAAGUGUUUGCCGAGCAGCCGUACGGGAUAGCGGUGCAGCAGGGCAGCCAUUUGCAGGACGAGCUGAGCUACUUCAUACUGGAGCUUCAGAAGGAGCGUUACUUCGAGUCGCUGACGGCCAAGUUUUGGAACAACAGCGCCCGCAGCCAGUGCCCCAACACCGAUGACAGCGAGGGCAUCACGCUGGAAAGCUUGGGUGGCGUGUUCAUAGCGACGCUGGUCGGACUGGCGCUCGCCAUGAUCACACUGCUCGGCGAGGUGAUUUACUAUCGGCGCAAGGAGAGCAAUCGAAACUUUAUUAAAGUGGCACCGUUCGGUAACGUGGACAGGCCGCCGAUAGAGCGGAGCGACAAGCGCUUUGCACUGAAGGAAAAAUCGAUCGCCGCGGUAAAACAUCUGCUCGAUUUGGACAGCACGCCACCGGGUAACCGGGCACACGGCGGAGCAAUGAAAAUCGGCACGAAAAGAGAGAAACCAAUACCGAAGGAAAUUACGAUCGGCAGUAAGUUUGUAUCGGCGGCCGAGAAGCAGCAGAAGCUGUCCUACAUUGCCAUCAUGCCCAGGAAUCCUAUACAUUAGCGAGCUGCUUUUGCUCAGCAAAUGAACGGGCGAUACUCGAGCACCAUUUGUAGUCACAUAGGAGGGGGGGAGGUUGGAGCACUAAGAUUUUUCACCUAAAAAUGCAAUAAGACAAAUAAAAUGUGUUAGCCACGCAUGCGACGAAUAUCAUCUUCGAUUCGAUAAAAGCAUUGUCCCAGCAAAGUACGCAAAUCCUUGCGAAAUUGGAAGCGUUUCGCACACAAGAACAGUUUUGUUACGCACCUCAAAAACCCAUCCGAAGUUGCAGCACAGCACAGCACAGCAUUGUCCAAAUUAUUUUCAUCGGUCCAUAUAUCGCAUGACCCGGAGACAUGAAGUGAAGUGAUGCCUCUUUUAGCCAAACGGUUGUGUGAACUCGGGUCUCUCUUGAUGCAAUACCCUGGCUCAGCUCUAUUCCAGCUAAUCCCAGAAAAGUCCAACAAUUGUUAUGGAGCACCCUUACGGUGUGUGGGGUGAGGUGAAGGUGGUAGGUAUAGCUAUUUUUAACUCUUGUUCGC